Messenger RNA from Macroventuria anomochaeta, 712 nucleotides. RefSeq lists its product as uncharacterized. The transcript has 3 exons. The record is from RefSeq and is a predicted model, not a curated record. The coding region runs from base 1 to 543 and encodes 180 amino acids. NCBI's taxonomy places the organism in Eukaryota, Fungi, Ascomycota, Dothideomycetes, Pleosporales, Didymellaceae.
AUGGGAAUCCACCCUGAUCAACCUAAGCUCACAGAGCCUGAGCCGUCCCGUGAGACAGUAACGGAGUACGUGCAGGCUACAUCGAACGAACUGCUCGGUGUCGAUGUACAUAUUCCACCCUCACUCUUCGAACAGAACGGCGUCGUGGUCAGCACGAAGAUCGACGGAACGGUAAUGCGCAAGGUAUCUCUACGCCAAUACGAGCACCGUCGCGAAGGAUACACCAAUCUGAUCGAAGCGAGUGCCUUAGGCAUCGACGGAGAGAACAUGGAGCAGCCUUUUCGCUUCCGUGAACUGAACACUUACGAAAGCGCGGCUAUCAUUGACGACAGCCUGCCGCAAGAGGUCGCUAGAAUGGGUACGAUCUCGGUACUGUCUUACCGCAUAACCAAUAUGCGUAUGACCACAAUGCCUGACCGUGAGCCAAGCUUGAAAGACAUUGGCUCUUUACCAGAAAAGGUCUUGAAGGGCUCGUCAGCUUCGCACACUGUCAAGUAUGUUGCUCAUUGGUGCUUGGAUGCAAAUCUCAGGACUGGUCCAUAAGCAGCCCUGUCCGAUGGCGAUAGAACUGUGCGUUGAAGCUGCGGAUCAAUGGUCCGGAAAGGCAAUGUAGCUGAUCAAUUCUUCCCAACGUAGAAGAUCAAUGUGGUCUCGAAAUGUUGGGGACGAAAAUUCAUUAGCGAUUGUUUCGGCAGAGGUGAGGUUACAAGAG